CUUAUUCGUCCAAGUUGACUGAAUUAAUUCCUGCAAGAAGAAUUUUAGUUGAGGCAGAAAAACGUGACAAUGGUUAUACUUAUCGUAAUGUUUACCCUGAACUCCUUGGCCUAAUGGCUAGCAAUUAUCCGGAGAUUUUCGAUAUUGAAAGCUUUCUUAUUGAGGAAGAUCGUGAAAC
Racocetra persica is the source of this 178-nucleotide messenger RNA. NCBI's taxonomy places the organism in Eukaryota, Fungi, Glomeromycota, Glomeromycetes, Diversisporales, Gigasporaceae. The record is from the annotation of a GenBank genome assembly.